UAUAAUUGCAGAACGAACAGGGUAGCAUUCGGCUGUAUGUUCCGCGGUUGACAGUCUCGGUCCGGCGUGGUUCAGCGGAGAGUUUAGAUCCCGCUUACUUUCAGCGUUCCGGCCAGUAUUCUAGCCUUGGCGUAAUGGGUGGAUCUGUCUCCAGCUUGGAUGAGAGUAAAUGCAAUUAUAUCAGAGGCAAGGCUGAAGCAGAACUUAAGAAUUUCAGCCCUCAUUAUCAGCGGCAAUACCCUGUGACCUUUUUCAAUCACAUUCGGCAUGAGAUAGAGCAAGGUGGAGAGGUCCAGCCCCAACUACUGCGUCGGAAGGAGCCAGUAGACACUGGGACAGUGGUAUAUGAACAAGUCGUGAUACAAUAUGUGGAAGAAUUGAAGAAAUGGAGAGAUCGAUACCUCGUUGUAAAAAAUGACAACAGCAUUGAAUGCUAUGAAAACAAGGAUGCCUAUCGUAAAGGAGGUGGCCCAAAAUGUAAACUGCAUCCCACUGGCUGCAGGGUGUUAACAUCCAUGGCUGAGUACACCCUGCUGGUGGAUAAAUAUUUCCCUGACCCAAGCGGGACCAAUGGGAAAGAUGGUAAUCAGUGCCUUGUUGUUAACCACACCCAAUAUCCAGUGUAUCUGUGGCAUCCAUUUCGAAAACACAACUACUUCUGUUUUGAGAGUGAGGAGGAGCAACGGGGAUUUGGUGCUGUACUUAAUGACUGUAUCCGUCACCUUAAUUAUGAAUUUGCAAAGCAAAAUUCAGUUGAAGCCCAAGUAUUUUCACAAGCUAUUCAAUUCUUCAGGCAGGAAAAAGGUCACUAUGGGUCCUGGGAAAUGAAUCAUGGUGACAAAGUGCUGAUCCUAAGCAACCUGGUGAUGGAAGAAUUGUUGCCUACCCUGCAGAGUGAUCUCUUGCCAAAACUGAAGGGGAAAAAGAAUGAAAGGAAGAAAGUCUGGUUCAGUAUUGUGGAAGAUGCUUACAAUUUAGUACAAACCCAUCUGACUGAUCGUUUGCAAUCCCUGCAUGACGAAUGCCAAAAAUCCAGCAAGAAACUAGAGGGGAUAAUUCGCUCGGAUAUGGAUCAGAUCAUUGCUUCAAAGGAAUUCACAGCUGGAAAACUUAAAGCGACGGUGACUGAAGCGGCUGAGCAGUGCUGUGUUGAGAACAUCCAACCCUACCUGGCUUCUGUACUGGAGGAGCUGAUGGGGCUGAUCAGUUCAGGGUUCAGCGAAGUCCGCGCCCUCUUUGAAGCUGAGGUCAAUGAGUUGAGCCCAAAAUAUCAGAAUGCUGACGAUGAAGAAAAACUGAAGGAGGGCCUAGCCCAGAUAAUGAAACUUCCUUUCAAUGCUGUGAAGAUGCAGCCUUGCUAUAAUAAAGUCAGCCCUCUUCAAGACCAGCUGCAGGAGUUGAAAAACCGUUUCAAGUUCACCAAUACACUGUGGCUUGUUCAAACGACUCAAAACUUCAUGCAAGAGCUGAUGGACAAUGCCAUCUACACAUUUGAAAAACUGUUGUCUGAUUCACUGGCGAGCAAGACGUCAAAAACCGUAACCUCCAUUGAAAAGGUUAAGCAGCGAGUCUUAAAGCAAUACGACCACGACAGCAGCACGAUCAGGAAGAAGUUGUUCCAGGAAGCUUUGGUGCAGAUUACAUUGCCAACGCUGCAGAAAGCAUUGGCACCAAGUUUUAAGCGUGAGCUUCAGAAAUUUGAGCAAUACAUCUUUGCAGAUUACACAAAACUCGUUCAAGUGGAGAAUAUCUAUGAAGAAAUUUUACUUGACACCAUUAUCAAGGAGGUGAUCAAAGUGGUGCAAGAGGCUGCCAUUUUGAAAAAACACAAUCUAUUUGUGGACAAUUUGCCUUAUACCAGUGACAGUGAUGGCAAUCUCACUGAUAAAAAUGAAGGAAAGACACCACCAGGUUCUCAACCCAGGAGCCCAGCCAAAACACCACCUAAAGACUCGAGUGCUGAGGGACUGGAAGUGGGUGAAAAAGUGAUUUCUCAAAUUUCUGCUCCUACAUCUGAUAUUCUACUGAAUGAGAAACUGGAAAGUGAACAGUCAUCAACUUCUCACCAGAAAUCGGGGAAUGAAGUUCUUCACUCCAAGCCAAAUGGAAUAGUGGUAACUGAACUUGAUGUAAAUGCAGUAGAGGAAUCUAGUUCAACUGCAGGGAAUUAUCAGGAAGGUGGAAAUCCAGUGGAAUUAAACAAUGCAAACAAUAACGAGAACCUACCAAGAAAUGAAUGUCAGGACAGGCAGGAAAAUGAAAAAGAGAAGGAAAAUGCAUCUACUCCAGCUCCUGAUAGUUUAAAAGAAAUACAUGACUUGCUAACCGUGGCAAUUGUGCCAGCUGAGGACAGUUCUGAGGAUCAGGAAGCUUUACCGUGCAAAGGAAAUGAUGCAAACCAUGUUGAAGUACACACUGAAUCCAGUCCAAAAGUGGAUGAACAUUUUGAGGACCAAAGUGAAAUAAAAAGUGAAGAUGUGACAUCAGUAGUUGAAUCCGUGGAAGUUCAGCCAGAGAAAAUUGAGGAAUCUGAAGUAAAAAACUUGCCGGUACCAGCUGAUGAACUUGUGGAAAGACAGAAUAGGGAAGACGAACCCAAGAGCUUAACUUCAAUAGCUGAUGAACUUGUGGAAGGUCAGGAUAAGGAAGGUAAUGAAUGCAAGUGCUCACCAUCAAUGGUUGAUGAACUUGUACAAGAUCAAAGUAGAGAAGAUCAGGGCAAGGAAGUUAAAGAGGAUGAAAAGUUACAGUCAACAGUUGGUGAAGUUGUGGAAGUUCAGGGCAAGGAAAGUAAUAACAAUGAUGGCUUACCAGUUGCAGUUGAAGAAGUUGUGGAGGUUCAGGUUAAGGAAGAUAAUGAGGAUGAAAAGUUACAGUCAACAGUUGAUGAAGUUGCGGAAGCUCAGGGUAAGGAAAAUAGUAACAAUGAUGGCUUACCAGUAGCAGCUGAAGAAGUUGUGGAGGUUCAGGAUCAGGAAGAUAAUGAGGAGGGAAAGUUACAGUCAACAGUUGAUGAAGUUGUGGAAGUUCAGGAUAAGGAAAAUAAUAACAAUGAUGGCUUACCAGUAGCAGAUGAUGAACUUGUGAAAGUUCAGGAUGAUGAUAAUGAGUGCAAGGGAUUAUCAUCAACAGUUACUCAACUUGUGGAAAAUGAAGAAAAGGAGGAUAAUGAAUGCAAGAACUUAUCAUCAACAGUUGAUGAUCCUGCAGGUCAGGAGAAGCAAGGUAAUGAAGACUUAUCAACAACAACUAAUGAGCCACCACAAGGUCAGAAUGAGAUGGCUACAGAAGAUGAAAAAAAAGAUAUGUCACAAAAAACAAGUGAUUGUUCAGAAAAUGAAACUUCUGCUGAUUGUGUUGAGUCUGAUGCAGUUUCUGGAAGAGCCCCAACAUUGCUCAAGGAGGAAGCUCAAGAAAUUGCCUCUACACAUACGGUAAACACCGAAGAGCCACAUGCUGCUUCUGAAAGCCAGGAAGAAAAAAUAACCCAGAAUCAGGGUGAAGCUAAACAAGAUGAGAAGAAUUCUCAGAUGUAGAUGGUCAUUGAUGUGGAAGCAGAAUUAAAGGAAUUAACUAUGUAUCAAUAUUGGGAGCAUCCUACCACUAUUGAAAAUCAAUCAACUGAAGCACCAGAAACUGAAAUAAAACUUUAUUUUCAAUGUGAGAUGUCCAAAAUGCCAAAAGUUCUUUAUCUAGAUUCAUAGUCCUUUCCAGAUUAUGCCGGACAUUACAUUCUAUUUUGAUUUAAAACUAGAAGAUGUUUGUAAAACCAAGGAAAAGGACCUGAGUUACUUCCAUUUAUUUAUUCAUUGCCUGUUUCAGUUGGCUAAGCAGUCACAGGCUGAACUGAAAUUCCCAUAUCCAUGUGAUUCCAACAAUAGCAUGAAAAAGAUAUAGAAAGAGUUAAUUCGAAUAAAACAGAUUAUUGGAAGAGAUAGCUAUUGUGUAAAUUCAAAAGAACUUGAAGCAUUUAAUGAUUAAAUUCUUUGGUAAUCAUGUUAUGUGAUGAUGACAAUUAUCUACAUAAUAUAAUGGACUAUCUUCAUGGAAGAUUAAUAAGGUGGCUGCUUCAAUGUAAUAUACAUAGAACAAUUCCUUGAAUUUUCUGCAUUCUGUCAACACUUGUAAUGCCAUAUAGUUUCUGUUUAUGGUAGAGAAUUGAUAGAGUCAGAGAGUCACAAAGUUCUAUAGUACAGUCCAUUGGGGUCACUAUGUCUGCGCUGACCUUUUUCAAGAUCUAUCCGAAUCCUAUUUGCUCGCUUUAGUUAGGUCUGUAUCCUUCCGUACAUUGUCUGUUUAAGUGCUUGUUCUGUACUUUGCCUAUUUAAGUGCCCAAAGUCAUUAUGGCUAUAGCCAAUGUAUUAAACUGUAACCAUUUAAUAGAGUGCACAGUUAUGCAAGCACCAAAAGUUAAUUUUGAAUUCAGAGUUUCAUGAAACUAUCAUUCCUUAUCCAUCCAAAACUUACACAACUAGCUGCAUAAUAAGUGCAACAUUGGAUCUUGCUAUUAUCUAUUGACAAAUUGUAUACAGUAAUUUUCUGUAAUAGCAUGACCACACAUUCAUAACUCUCCAAAUAACCCCAGCAACCAAUACAGCUCUGUGUCUUUGGUUUAAAGAAGUCUGACAAUCUUAUAACGGUCCUGACCUGGAUGUAGUGGAAAUAGAACUAGUUCUUCAGGCAAGCUACUGAGUACUAACUACAGCAAGAUUAAUUAUACGAAGUGGAAGGUUUUUUAUUGCAAUUAAACCUUUAAUAUUAAAAGGUGCUGAAAUUGAGGCUAAAGGUUAUAAGUUCUUGAAGGCGGGUGCUAAGGGUGCUGAGUCAUUUGUAUUUGUUUUUUGAUUGUGGAUAUUGGGCUCGAGAAGUUGGAGCUAAAAUUAUAACAAAUUAGGUGGGAAGAGGCUGAGUAAGUGACCGAGGUACGUGUAAAACUCAAACCUUUCAGAGAGAAGGCACAUGUAAGAACAGGAAAGCUUUCUUUUUGGUCUGUAAAUCCUUCGUCCUGAGGUCACUGUAGGCAGGAUAGUUAAGGCAUUGGAAUGCUCCACCUUUGAGAUGCGGGAUUUCAGGGUAAAUUGACAGUCUCCCUGAUGACUACAUCUGCAGGAAGUAUGCCCAGCCUCAGCUCCUGACUGACAGGGAUGAGGAACUGGGGCUGGAAGUGGAUGAACUCAGGACCAUCCAGGAGGCUGAAAACCUCACAGAUGAAACUUUUACUGAGAUGGUCACAGCCAGUGUGCUGCCUUCAGUGGUAGGCGAGUGACCACCAGGAGAAGUAUAGGGAGUCAGCAAUCAGGACACAGUUCUCCUCUGCUCAGUCCUUUCAACAACAAGUACACCCCUUCGUUGGGGGCGAAGACCCAGCAGGAGCAGUCAGGCCAUUGGUACUGUGGCUGGCUCUGAGACUCAGUCAGGCAGAACAAUAGUGAUAGGAGACUCAAUAGUGAAGGGGAUGAACAGAGGGUUCUGUGGCCGUGAUGGAGAACCCAGGACAGUGUGCUGCUUCCCAGGUGCUAGGGUCUGGAACGUCUCAGAGUGGCUGCAGAAUAUGGGGGAGCAGUCAGAGGUCUUGGUGCACAUUGAUGCCAAUGACAUAUUGUAGGUAGAAAGGGGUCAGCGGUCCUGUGCAGAGAGCACAGUGAGUUAGGAAAGAGGCUAAAGAGCAGGACCUCCAUGGUAGUAAUCUCCGGAUUACUCCCAGUGCCAUGUGCUAGUCGGGGCAGGAUUAGGAUGACAGUACAGAUGAAUGGGUGGCUGAGGAGCUGGUGCAGGGGACAGGAUUUCAGAUUCUUGCAUCAUUGGAACUGAUUCUGGGGUGGAUGUGACUUGCACAGGAGUGAUGGGUUGCACCUAAACUGGAGGGGAACUAAUAUCCUGCACAGGAUGUUCACUACUGCUACUUGAGAGGGUUUAAACUAACUUGGCAGAGAGGUGGGAUCCAGAGCACCAGGUCAGAAAGUGGAGGGAAGAGGAAGGUAGAUGUCAGGGCCUGUAAAAACAGGCAGGAGCAAAGUAAUGGACACAAUGGGCCAAGCAACACACACAAAAUGCUGGAGGAACUCAGCAGGCCAGGCAGCAUCUAUGGAAAAAAGUACAGUUAACGUUUCGAGCCGAGACCCUUUGGCUGUCCUUGGCCCAGAACAUUGACUGUACUUUUUCCCAAGAGAUGCUACCAGGCCUGCUGAGUUCCUCCAGCAUUUUGUGUGUGUUGCUCAGAUUUCCCGCAGAUUUUCUCUUGCUUGAGGUACAAUGGGAUGGAUAGUUUGAAAUGUGUGUGUGUAUUUAAUGCUAGGGGUGUUAUCAGGAAAGGUGGUUAACUUAGAGCAUGGAACUGUGAUGUUGUGACCAUUACAGAGACUUGGUUGAAAGAGGGACGUGAAUGGGUGCUUAAUGUUCCAGGGAUUUGAUAUUUAGAAAAUAUUGGGAAGGAGGUAAAAAGGGGUUGGGGGGAGGGGAAUUGCACUCCUAAUCAGGGACGAUAUGACAGCUGCACUCAGAGGGAACAUAAUGGAGGGCUCCUCCACUGGGUCCAAAUAGAUAGAACUCAAAAAUUGGAAGGGUGCAAUUACUCUGAUGUGAUUGUACUACAAAUCACACGGUAGAAUAACAUUGAGGAACAGAUAUGCAGGCAGAUUAAGAAAAGGAAUGAAAAACCAGUAGGGUUGCUGUCAUGGGGGACUUCAACUUCCUGAAUAUAAACUUUCUGAGUGCAAGAAGUUUAGAUGGGGCAGAAUUUAUUAGAUGAAUCCAGGAGGGUUUCUUAAAUCAACAUGUAGGUAGUUCAACAAGAGGAGGGAUUGUACUGGAUCUGAUAUUGGGUAUUCAGCCUGGCCAGGUGACCGACCUUUCAAUGGGUGAGCAGCUAGAGAACAGUGACCACAGCUCUUUAUGUUUUAAGGUAGCUAUGGAUAAGGACCUUGUGGGUGAGUAUUAAAUUGGAGCAUUAGACAGGAACGAGGGAGAGUUAAUUGGGAACGACUGUUUUUGGGCAAGCCCACAUCUGACACGUGGAGGAUGCUUAAAGACCAAGUGCACUGAGUACAGGACAGGUAUGUUCCAGACAGAAGGAAAGAAGAAGGAGUCAAGGUAAGAGAACCUUGGACGUCGAGGGGGGUGUUGAAUUUCUUGAAGAAGAAAAUGAAGACGUAUCCUCUAGUAGCACAAUCCAAAGUUAUUCACUGGAAAAUAAGAGAACUCUUCAAAAACAAUGGUAAAGCAGAAUGAACCAAAAAUAUAGUAAUUUGUCUUAUUACUUGAUCUUUCAAAUUUUACACAUUUUACUGCUUUCAACUCCAUUGGUGAAUAUGAAUUAUUUAAGGUUCAAUUGAGGGGCCCCUGGUAGUUUCCACAGAGCUAAUGAGGCACUUCAACAAUAAAUGGACAGGAGUCCAAGAUGUACCCCUGUUAAGGUUCAGUGAAUUGUAAAAUAUCAUCUCUAAUUAAAACAGUUUUAAAAUUGGUACCAAAUUGAAGCAUUUUGAAACAAUUGCAUUUUGCCUACAUUUCUCUUAUAGAAUAUGGGAAUAUUGUGUGGUGACAGUGUCUUACUGAAUCUACUUACACAUAUACACAAGGUAACCACCUGGUAAACAGUAUUUCCUCUGAGCUUCCACCAUCUGAAAAUUGAGUUGUGCCACAAGUAAAACUUCAGUAUUCAGUUAAAAGUUGCCCUGCUUGGGGGAAGGGAAUCUCCAUGUCAAAAACUUUGAUGUUCUUUAUUCUGCUAGCUUCUAGCAACUCCUACCUUCUAAGGUAUAGUUGGAUUACAAUCAAAAUGAUUGGAUAUAAACCAUCGUAUUUGAAAACAGACUCUUGUACCAUUUCAACCUUUAUGUAUUUCCACACAGCAGUUAUAUUUGCUUGCUGUUUGCACUAUGCAGAAUAAUUUCAAUGCAGAUCCUACACGAACAUAGGACAUGAAAAGCAGAAGAAGGAAUUGGUCAUAGUUCUUUACAUCUGUUCCAUUGUUCAAUAAGAAUCAUGACUAAUUAUUAACCUCUGCGCCACUUUCCCCGACUAACAAUAUAUUACACUAAAUUUUCAAUAUCUAUAGUGACUGAGCCUCCACAGUUCCCUUGGAUAGAGAGUUUCAAUGAUUCACUACUUCCUGAGAAACUUCUCUCCACCUCAGUCAUGAAUACCCUAGGCAGAGAACUAUAUCGUUUUGGCAACAUUAUUGUCGAGUUCCAAAAGUAUUUUAUAUGCUUCAAUGAGAUUUCCUCUUAUUUUUCUAAGCUCUAGAGAGUAUAGAUCCAAUCUGCUAACUCUCCUCAUGAGACAAUCCCUGAUAUUUUGACAAUAAAUCUGGUGAACAUUCAUUGAUUUUCCUCUAUUGCAAAAAAUAUCCUUCCUUAGGGAAUGAGACUAGAUCUGACACAAUACUGCAGGUAAGUUCCCACUAAGGUCCCAUCUAAGACAUUUUUAUUCUUGCACAUAAAUUUUCUUACAAUAGAGGCCUAUAUUUCCUUUACCUUUCUGUUUGUUUCCUGUAUCUGUGUUUAACUUUCAAUGAUUCAUAAACAAGGCCUUCAUACCCAGGCCUCUUUGAAUGUUGACACAUUUCCAUCCUGCACUGAUUUUUCAAAGUACUACUUUUCUAUUUUGUUUACUGUCAUUUCAUAUUAUUAGUCUAAAACACUUAACCAGGCUCUCCUGCAAUAGUGCAGAAUGCACACGUGUCAUUCAGUGUUGAAAACUGUUGGAAUCACAUGUAAUAUUUUAAUCAUAGUUUUCCAUGUUCUGCAAAUUGUUUGACAUUUCCACUGUCAUUGGCACUUCCACGUGAGAUAAGUUUUAUAUUGUUCUUUUGACUUUUACAACGAUACAGGCUUUUUGUAGUAAAAAUGAGUAGGCAAAAUUUAAUGUUGGAAAUAAGGUGUUAGCAGUUAUCUUUUGAAAAAAAUUAAUUUUCAAUAAUUUUACUGUGCAUGAACUUUAAAUAUAAACCUUGUUGCUAUUACAUAGCAGAAGGAGGGAGGCUCUGAAGACAAUUUAUCUUAAAAUGUAUUCUGUAAUAUAACUUCUAUGGAUUUUCUGAAUUAAUUUGGAUAUAUCAGUAAGAUGAUACUGAAGGAAGUUGUAAAACUAGGUAUUUUAACUGUCAAUUUUCUGUGUGAAGCAGAUAAAUUCUCUUUCAUGACUCUGUACGUUAAAGACCUAUUUCUUCAAUAUGACUUAAUUUUUUAAAUUAAUACAUCAUUAAAAAUUAUUAAAAUCUA
Messenger RNA from Mobula hypostoma (lesser devil ray), 9221 nucleotides. It is a transcript of the gene niban1a, whose product is annotated as niban apoptosis regulator 1a. The coding region runs from base 135 to 3536 and encodes 1133 amino acids. NCBI's taxonomy places the organism in Eukaryota, Metazoa, Chordata, Chondrichthyes, Myliobatiformes, Myliobatidae. The record is from RefSeq and is a predicted model, not a curated record. The transcript has 14 exons.